Molecule: messenger RNA, 1531 nt
Organism: Clarias gariepinus (North African catfish)
Lineage: Eukaryota; Metazoa; Chordata; Actinopteri; Siluriformes; Clariidae
Gene: irf1b
Product: interferon regulatory factor 1b
Exons: 9
Coding region: 151-1071 (306 amino acids)
Biological process (GO): immune system process; regulation of transcription by RNA polymerase II
Cellular component (GO): nucleus
Molecular function (GO): RNA polymerase II cis-regulatory region sequence-specific DNA binding; DNA-binding transcription factor activity, RNA polymerase II-specific
Source: RefSeq, a predicted model, not a curated record
UGGGAAAACCCCCACGCCUAUAAAUAUAAAGACAUGCACAGCAGACACAAACACAGUUUGCAACCGGACAACAGCUUUCUACAAAACAAGAGGAAUAACUUUAUAAUCGCUUCUUUUUCGUUUAAUUAAACAUUCCGGACACUCAGAAUCAUGCCUGUGUCCAGAAUGCGCAUGCGGCCCUGGUUAGAGGAUAUGAUUGACUCAAACUCAAUUGCUGGACUUGUAUGGGUAGAUAAGGAAAAAAAGAUGUUCUCUAUUCCUUGGAAGCAUGCUGCACGCCAUGGAUGGGAGAUGGACAAAGAUGCCUGUCUGUUCAAACAGUGGGCAAUCCACACUGGCAAAUUUAAGCCAGGAAUCUCUGAACCUGACCCUAAAACAUGGAAAGCCAACUUCCGCUGUGCAAUGAACUCACUGCCAGAUAUUGAAGAAGUGAAGGACAAAAGCAUCAACAAAGGUUGUGAAGCUGUUCGUGUCUACCGCAUGCUUCAGGUUGAAAAGAACAAAAACAAGAGGUCAUCUAAAAGCCAGGACAGUAGGAGGAGAAAAAAGGUAAGGAAGAUUGAUGCAGACAUGGAAUCAACUGAAGAGCACCUUUACACACACAAGCAGCAAGACAUGAUCACCCAGGAGAACACUAUAGACAGCACUGAAAGCACAAACACAGCAAGCCCCACCUACGAUGUGCCUGACUGCUCAGGUUAUGAAGUUGAAAUUGGCCCUGACAGCACAAACGAUAUCUACACUGGCAGGUUCCAGGUUUCACCAGUACACACGACAGAGUAUGAGGAAAAAGCUAUUGUUGAGAUCACACGGCAAUUGGAACUUGAUAGUUCACAGUGGCUACAAAGCAAUAGCAGCGGAAAGGGGUUCCUGUGCAAUGAAGUAGCCAUGACAGAAUCUUACCAAUGUCCAGAGAGCCAAUGGAGUGAUACCUCAGGAGAGGAGCUUGAGCUGCGUUUCUACACAGAACUGAUACCAGGACUGCCCAGUGAAGAUCUUUUAAGCUACACAGAUAUGUGGAACAGCAACCCUCACACAACUGGCCUUCCACAAAUCAGUUGUCUACUCUAAGACCUAAUUCUUUGAUUCUCAUUUUGUACAUAGUGAUAUUACCUCAUGUUCUAGGUCUUUCUUCUUUGACCAUGAAAUAAGAUCACCAAAACCAAACAGCCUUUUGAGAGUCACUUUACUGUGGUCAGGUAUAAAGUAUGAAUUUUUAAGCUGGAGAAUUAUGUUGGAGAUUUUAUGGUCAUUAACAGAGAACACUGUAGACAGAUUCGGCUUUAGCAGUUUCCUGAUGUGUUGUUCUCAUUUGUAAAGGACAGUGGCUUGUAUAUAAAUAUGUAAUUUACUGUGAUAUUUGGCAGGUUCCGUUAUUACAUGUCAGGGUUUUAAUGCAUUUUCCUCUUAAAACUUUAUAGGAAAUCUAAAAUGAUUUUUUUAAGCUCUUCUGUGCUUUGGGUGAAAACUCUUCAUGUCAUUUGUAUAUAAUGUAUAAAUGAGUUUAUAAUAAAACAGCUGAAAAUUGUAA